Molecule: messenger RNA, 3356 nt
Organism: Xyrauchen texanus (razorback sucker)
Lineage: Eukaryota; Metazoa; Chordata; Actinopteri; Cypriniformes; Catostomidae
Gene: cwc22
Product: CWC22 spliceosome associated protein homolog
Exons: 21
Coding region: 33-3038 (1001 amino acids)
Biological process (GO): mRNA splicing, via spliceosome
Cellular component (GO): catalytic step 2 spliceosome
Molecular function (GO): RNA binding; protein binding
Source: RefSeq, a predicted model, not a curated record
CGUAGCGUCACUUCAGGAAGACGGCGUGAAGAAUGGCGGCUCAGUCAAAAAAGUCCGAAACGGCUUUGAAUUUGAGUCCUACAUCUGGACACGAGCCUCCUAGUCCUGUAGGGAUGGAGCUGCGGCAGAGGAAGGCCAGCACGAGUUCAUCUGAGGAUGAAGACCAUUAUAAUGUGCUCAGGAGUAUUGCGGAGGGCCAACGUAACCCUGAAGCAGAUAGACAUAAAGGUUGUCCUGAUUCAGACCAGCCUAAGGGUGCUGGCUCCAGAGAUGGCAGUCCACGAGCAGGUAGCCCCACCGAGAGGGCAUCGACCAAGUCCAGUGGCUCUGACAGUGACAGCAGUGAAGACAACAGUGAUGAUGGUGUAGUGCACAAGAUGAAGAGUAGAGUCGCACAUAUCAGGCAUGUCUCUGAUGAUGAGGGCAAAAACAGACGAAGAAGCACCUCGCCUGACAGAGAUGAAACUCAGAGGUCACCGUCAAGAUCUCACUCCAGAUCCCGUUCUCCACCAGAUCGCUAUGGAAGGGGUCGUAGGUCCAGGGAGCGCGAGCGAGACAGAGGCCGCUAUGGCGAUCGAGAUUGUUAUGAGCGGCGCUCUAUCAGAGAGAGGGAUUGGGAACACAGGAGGAGGGGAAGGUCGGCCUCACCAGACAAGAAUGACAAACCUCCUGAGGAACCUCCGGUGAAGAAGAGAAAGGAAGGUUUGGAUCCCAUCCUGACCCGCACCGGUGGAGCUUACAUCCCACCCGCCAAACUGCGCAUGAUGCAGGCGUUGAUCACCGACAAGAGCAGUUUGGAGUAUCAGAGAAUGAGCUGGGAAGCCCUCAAGAAAUCCAUCAAUGGUCUGAUCAACAAAGUCAAUGUUUCCAACAUUGCCAACAUUAUUCAAGAGCUGCUGCAGGAGAAUAUUGUGAGGGGCAGGGGUCUUAUGGCCAGGUCUAUACUUCAGGCCCAGGCUGCUUCUCCCACCUUCACACAUGUUUAUGCUGCUGUGGUAGCCAUCAUCAACUCCAAGUUCCCUCAGAUUGGAGAACUUAUCCUCAAGAGGCUUGUUCUAAAUUUCCGGAAAGGCUACAGGAGGAAUGAUAAACAACAAUGUCUCACAGCAUCAAAGUUUGUGGCUCAUCUCAUCAACCAGAAUGUGGCCCAUGAAGUCCUGUGUCUGGAGAUGUUAACACUGCUGUUGGAAAGACCCACCGAUGACAGUGUUGAAGUGGCCAUCAGCUUUCUAAAAGAGUGUGGUCUCAAGCUAACAGAGGUUUCCCCCCGAGGCAUCAAUGCCAUCUUUGAGCGCCUGAGGAACGUCUUGCAUGAGUCAGAGAUUGAUAAGCGUGUGCAGUACAUGAUUGAGGUGAUGUUUGCCAUCAGGAAGGACGGGUUUAAGGACCACCCCAUCAUCCCUGAUGGACUUGACCUGGUGGAGGAGGAGGACCAGUUCACGCAUAUGCUUCCUCUAGAAGACGAUUACAAUACUGAGGAUAUCUUAAAUGUCUUCAAGUUGGAUCCCAACUUCCUGGAGAAUGAAGAGAAGUACAAAGCAAUUAAACGGGAAAUUCUGGAUGAAGGAAGCAGCGAUUCUGGCAAUGAUGCAGAUGGCAGCGGAGAUGAUGAUGACGAUGAUGAUGAAGAUGUUGAGGCGGCAGCUGGAGAUGAAGAAGAGAAAGUUACCAUUUUUGACCAGACAGAGGUGAACCUGGUUGCAUUCCGCCGAACGAUUUACCUCGCCAUCCAGUCAAGCUUGGACUUCGAAGAAUGUGCCCACAAGUUGAUAAAAAUGGAUUUCCCUGAGAGCCAAACGAAAGAGCUGUGUAAUAUGAUCUUGGACUGUUGUGCCCAGCAAAGAACGUACGAGAAGUUUUUUGGCCUCCUGGCUGGGAGGUUCUGCCUGCUAAAGAAAGAAUACAUGGAGAGUUUUGAAGGCAUCUUCCAGGAACAGUAUGAGACCAUCCACCGCCUCGAAACGAACAAACUGCGCAAUGUUGCCCGAAUGUUUGCUCAUCUUCUCUACACUGACUCCGUUCCAUGGAGUGUCCUUGAAUGUGUAAGAAUGAGUGAAGACUCGACGACUUCUUCCAGUCGAAUCUUUGUGAAAAUUUUGUUCCAAGAGCUUUGUGCUUAUAUGGGAUUGCCUAGACUGAACGAGAGACUAAAGGACACGACUUUACAGCCAUUCUUCGAGGGUCUGUUCCCACGUGACAACCCAAGAAACACAAGAUUUGCUAUUAAUUUUUUUACAUCUAUUGGCCUUGGAGGACUCACGGAUGAGCUUCGAGAACAUCUGAAGAAUGCUCCUAAGAUGAUCAUGACCCAGAAUCAGGAUGUGCAGUCAUCUGAUUCUUCCUCAUCUUCCUCAGACUCCUCCUCAUCCUCAGAUUCCUCGUCUGACAGUGACAGCAGCGAGAGUGAUUCUGAUUCGUCUAGUGACUCAAACUCUUCCUCUAGCAGUGGCAGCUCUUCAGACUCAGACUCAAGGCACAAGAAGGUGUCCGGCAAGAAGAAGAACAAGAAAAAGGAGAAGAGUUCCAGCAAUGCAGCAAAGCAGCAAUCUUCUCUAGAGGAGCAGCCCAGCAAAAGACACGAAAGUCGGCAGCAAAAUAUCAGCCCAGAGGACCGCCGAAGGUCCAACAACCACAACAGAGAUUCCCACCGUCGGGGAGGAGAGGAGGACUCACCUCCUGCUCGACAGCGGGGAGAACCAGAGCGUGGAAGAAGACACAAGGACCAACAGCAUCACCGGGACGCACAGGACUACGAGGACAAACGGCAGGACUCGCGCAGCCGGCACAAGGACAGCAGUAAAAAUGGCUCACAGGUGGACAAGGACAAAGAUGGAUGGUCUAGCAGAGAGAAGGAGCCUCUGCGGCGAAGCAGAGAGAGGUCAAAGUCACGAGAGCGGACCCGCAAGGACAUCGACUUCAGGGAUUCAUACAGAAAUGGCAUGGAGAGAGCGGACAAAGAGAACAGGCAUUCUGACAGAUAUAAAGAAUCCAGGAGAGAAGAGAGAAGCAGGAAUAGUUCUCCUAGGAGGCAUAGAUAGCCCUCUUGAAGAAGAGGGAAUAAAAAUCAUGACAGUCAUGUUGUUGUACCAACUUUAAACCAUCCUUGUUCACUGCGGUUCGUAGCUAUGUGCUCUUGCUUAGCCUUGAUUUUGGGGAACGAUAAAGCAUAAUGAAAGUGAGCAGUCGUUGCUGUGCACACAGACUAUGAAUCUGUGUAAAGAGUUCCUGAAAUUAUUUUAUCGGUUAAAAUGAGCUUUGUUCAUAUUGUGGGAGACAUUUCGUAUUUUAUGUUUACUAUAUAUAUCGCCCAAUGUUUGUUGUUGUUUAAAAUAAGUGAGGGAAAAAACAAGAUUAAA